AUGGCGACUACGCUCACCAGAACCAUCUCAGAGAAGCGAAUCGGCACAACUUCUCCAUUCAACGCUCCAUUAAAACAAUCAGCAUCUGAUCUGGAUGAACCAAGAAUCUUACAUUCGUUCAAGAAAUCACCCAGAUUAUCCAUCACUACAUCGAGAGAUUCGCCACAAAACACUUCGCUUGAUCCAGCCACUGACUCUCUUCAGACAUUUGAUCUGAAUGACAUUCCAAACAAGCACCAUGCUGAUCUUGCUCGAUUUUACGAAGAUUUUCGUUGCUUUUUAAUGGGUGAUGAUGAAGAUGGAGUAUUCUCGACUUCAUCCUCUCCUAACAAUUCUCCCAAAUCUAAUCGUGACACUGCUGGAAUGUCACCUCUUUCUCCCCGAAGAUCCAUUUCAUCAUCAGUAACAAACACAAUUUUGAAAAAGAAGAAGAAACAACUGGUUGAUUUUACCGAGGUCUGUAUCAGAAAGAGAAAUAUUUCUACAGAAUUUGUGAUCGAUCUUGCGGUUAAGUUUCACCAACAAAUAAUUCCUAAAGAUAACCGACACUUGCUCAAAUCUUUCAAAGACAGUUUUACAGGUCGUGAAGCUGUCACACUCAUGUGUCAGUUGAUAAAUGCAGAACAAGUGACCAAUGUCCAAGAAACUCUUCCAGGAAUUUCAUCAAUAGAAGAGGCAAGACUACUUGCACAAUCUCUGUGUCACUUGAUGCUUCACUUUAGAUUUAUAUUUCACAUGACACACAAGAAACACUUUAAAGACUCUGGCUACUCUUUCUAUGGACUUUGCAAGAAUUUAAAGAAAGCACAAACUGAUUUCAUUUCUGAUUUCACCAAACCAGCCUCGCCAAAAAUCGAGCAGAUUGCCAGCACAUCCACUGCUCCGCUUGCAAAAAGAAAAUCAUUUUCUUUUAGUCUUUCGCUUAACUUGAAGAAGUUGCAAGAGGUGAAAGAAAAUACAGUGGACAGUGACGACGAAGAUUGUUGCAUUGAUACCACCAAUGUUCAACCAUUCGUUCUUUCAAAAAACAUGCCUUCCAAUCAUCACAGAUCUUCAGUGAGCUCAUCCACAGAGACAACUCCAAAAACACCAACAGGAACCAUCUCUAAGAAGAACAACAAACGAAACACUCUAAUGAUCCCCAAGUUAAAUUUCAAUCACAUUCUUCAUUUGAACAAUCACCAUCAUCAUGAUACUUCUGAUGACAACGCUCCCAAGUCUGAAGUGAUAGAAAUUAGUAAGCCAUUCGACUUGGAAUUUUCAAUUUUGCAGAGAAAAGAACUUUCUAACUCAGUCACCACUCAACAUGAUUCUUCCGAUGAGGAAAAUCAAAAUAAUGAUUCCUGUAAAGGAACCAAUACCACCAAGAGGCCAUCACCUCAAAAAAGCAGCUCUGCUGACAUGACUACUUGUCAAGUCGCCUUAAAUGGUAACACAAGGUCACGAAGAUCAUCGCUUUCACAACUAUUAAGUGACAAUUAUAUGAGAGAACAAUUUAAAUUGUACUCACGAGACGAACUCUCCUCAGAAAAUGUUAUUUUCUAUGAGGAAGUUCUUAAAUUUUUGAAUUCGCUCUUUCUUUCAGAGGAAGAGCAACGAAAAGUUGCAAUUAAUCUCUAUGAAUUGUUUGUUCCAACAACCUCACUUUAUCAGCUGAAUCUUCCAAGCAAACUCAUUUUGAAAUUCAAUAAGGAAUAUGAAACUAACUUUGCUAACACUGCUAAUGUGGUGUUACUUUUCAAAGAGGCAUUAAUUGAAACUGAGCAUUCCAUGCAUGACACUUACAAGAGAUUCCAAUUCACAAAGGAAUAUCAACAAUACAAAUUGAGAAAGCUCUUACAUGACAAAGAUGAAAGAAGUGAUGGUUUCAACACUUCAAGAUAUUAA
Messenger RNA from Naegleria lovaniensis, 1887 nucleotides. RefSeq lists its product as uncharacterized. Bases 1 to 1887 code for a protein of 628 amino acids. Gene Ontology annotation, biological process: intracellular signal transduction. Lineage: Eukaryota; Heterolobosea; Eutetramitea; Acrasida; Naegleriidae. The record is from RefSeq and is a predicted model, not a curated record. The transcript has a single exon.